Messenger RNA from Aureobasidium uvarum, 3477 nucleotides. Lineage: Eukaryota; Fungi; Ascomycota; Dothideomycetes; Dothideales; Saccotheciaceae. The record is from the annotation of a GenBank genome assembly.
AUGCCUCGUCGAAGACCUCCAGCACUGAGUCUCGGCAAUGCUCUCUUUUGCAUCUUUGUAUGGCUGCCCCUCAUAGCCACUGCUCAGCAGCAGCAGUCCGCAGGCAAUGCCAACAACAUCCGCAAACGCCAUGCCCUCGGUAACGCGCGCUCGUCGCCAGAACUGAGAUCCACCCACAAACACCUUAAAGACACCGCAAUCGACCCUUCAAUUGAGCGCGCCCUUGCGACUUUUGCUCCAGCCGAGUCUAUCCCGGCCGUCCGAGCACCUCCUGCACGAUCAUCGGCUUCGUCCGGUGGUCUUUCUUCGCGACACCCGGCGCGGUCUCUGCAGGAUUGGCAAGUCGAGGAUAUCAUUCUCCUGGCGACCGUUGAUGGAAAACUACACGCAAGAGACCGCAGAACCGGCGCUCCCAGAUGGGAGAUCGAGGCCGACAAGCCCAUGAUCGAGACUGUUUACCAUCACAACGACUCGGAUCCGGACGCUCAGCCUGAGACCAGCCUCAUCUGGAUUGUUGAGCCUUCUCAAGAUGGAAGUCUCUACGUUUACUCCUCUGAGCCACAGACCGGCAUGCAGAAACUCGGCUUGUCUGUCAAGCAACUCGUCGAAGAGCUUUCUCCUUACGCCGGUGAGGACCCGCCGGUAGUAUAUACCGCCGACAAGAAAAACACCCUGUAUACUGUCGAUGCGUCCAAUGGCAAAGUACUCAAGAUGUUCAGCUCGGGCGCGUCAACUUUUAAUAACGACCAAAAUUGCCGCCGGGUCAGUGGUCUUGGUUCUCUCGAGGACAAUGAAUGCGAGACCAUCGGCACUCUUACAUUGGGCAGAACAGACUACACCGUAUCAAUUGCGGACAAGCUGACCGGCAACCCCAUCUGCACCAUUCGCUACUUCGAGUGGGGACCCAACAACCGCGACAAAGACCUGCACAACCAAUAUGCCUCGACUAUGGACAGCAAAUACAUAUACACACAGCAUGACGGCAGUGUGGUCGCUGUUGAUUAUAGGGAAACCAAUCGUUUCGGCAAUGCUAUCCUAUACAAGCAAAAGUUCUCUUCGCCAGUAGCCCGCGUCUACGAUGUCGUCAGACCACUUGAUGAAGAAAUCCUGGAUGCUUCGCUCGUCCUUCUCCCACAGCCUAUCGGCCCUGCUGGUGAUGAUACCAUCGAGCAAGACAAGGUCUUUGUCAACUGCACCGAGUCCGGCAGCUGGUAUGCUAUGUCGGAGCUCAGAUAUCCCACCGUGACUGACGGCGCUUCUAACGCCGUAUGUUACACCCAGGGAUAUGCCCUACCUGUAGGCACUUUCAACCCGGCCAAGCAAAGAGCAAGUCUGGUCGGUAUACACCCUCUCCACCCACUGAGCCAGGACCAGAGUGAAAUUCUCACCAUCGGCGGACCUGACCAGUCUCUUGGUUCACCUAAUGCCUACAACACCGACAACGCCCAAGUCAUUCUACCCAACGUAUCGAAUCCUUGGGCAGGUAUCUCGUCAUCGGGUUUGAUUGGCUUGCUCGCUUUGAUCGGGCUUUUUGCCAUUGUCUCCCGAUGGGUCGACGUGCAGAAAGUCAUACAACGCCAAGCUUCUGAUCCUGUCAAGAUCAAGGAGGCGCCUGUUCCUGUGACUUCCGGGCCGAGUGAAACUAUUUCUGGCAAGGAUGAUGUCUCUUCUCUAGCCGAGUCUAUUGAACGUAAGGUCCGCUUCCCGGAACCCGCGGAAGAGACCAUCUUCCCACAAGGGGAACAGGAAAAUGCAAAGGAUAUCACAACACUCCAAGAAGCGCCAAUUGAGGUCAAGGUCNNGAUUCGCCUACUCGUGUCUCUACCCCAGCACCACCAGAAGCCGACAAGCCCGCUGAAGAGCAAACCCCUGUCAAGCCGAAGAAGAAGGCGACCCGUGGUGUCAGAGGCGGCAGAAAAGCGAAGGAGAAGAAGGAACAACUUGAAGCGCAACAGCGCCGGCGCGAGAACAGUCAAAGCAACAGCGACAAGGGAAAGCAACGGUGCGCUCGCUACACCGGUCCCUAAGCCUCUCUCCAAGAUUGACAAGAUCGAUGGCAUGGAUGUCAUCAGUGUUGAUGCUUCUGAGAGCCCCAACGUGUCUGGCAAGAUCCAGAUCAACAACCUCACCAUUGAUACAGAUCGUAUCAUUGGUCAUGGAAGUGCUGGUACUUGUGUGUUCGAGGGCAAGUUUGAAGGCCGCGAUGUGGCAGUCAAACGUAUGCUUUCGCAAUACUACGAGUUGGCUUCCCAAGAAGUCUCGUUCCUCCAGCAGAGUGACCAUGACAAGAACGUCAUUCGCUAUUACUGUCAACAGAAGGACCAGCAUUUCCUGUAUAUCGCCGUCGAACUCUGUCAGGCAAGUUUGUGGGAUCUGUUCAAUCUUCCCGAUGUCCGUGAGGAAGCCCGCUAUCAGCAACUUCAGUCACUGGCUCAAGCUGUUCAACGUGAUGCUCGUGGCGCUCUCUAUCAGCUUGCAAAAGGUCUCUACCAUCUUCACGAUCUUCGUAUCAUCCAUCGGGACAUCAAGCCUCAGAACAUUCUCAUCGCCUUCCCCAAGCCAAACAAGCCCAACGAGCUUCGCCUGGUCAUCUCGGACUUUGGUCUGUGUAAGACUCUCCCAGAGAACGUCAGCACUUUGAUCGACCCUACAAGCAAUGCCGGCACAUGCGGAUGGAAGGCUCCAGAGCUUAUCACCCAGCCCAAGGACGCGGCUUCUAACAACGGCCACAGCAACAUCUCACAUCCCGGUACCAGCGAGAGCUCUUCUGGCGGAACGAUGGGAGGUGUCAAACGAGCAGCAGACAUCUUCUCCUUGGGUUGUCUGUUCUUCUGGGUUCUGACUGGAGGUGAUCAUCCCUACGAUGACAAGGAAGGUUGGAUGCAGAUGCGCGAGCUCAACAUCAAAAAGAACAAUCUGCAGAACAUGCACAAGCUCGAUCUGGGCUCCGACAGCGAAGAACCACGCCAACUGAUCACUGCAAUGCUGGCUCACAGCCCCGAAGACCGCCCCUCGGCCCUUCAAGUUCUCUGUCACCCAUUCUUCUGGUCACCCAAGAAACGCCUCGAUUUCCUCUGCGAUGUCUCCGAUCACUUUGAGCACGAACCCCGCGACCCACCCUCGCCUCACCUCUGCUACCUUGAAUCCUACGCCGACAUGGUCAUCUCCCCCAAAGCAGACAAAGACUGGCAACGCAAGCUCGACAGAAUGUUCCUCGAUACACUGGGCAAGCAGCGCAAAUACAAUGGCGCCAAGAUGUUGGAUCUGCUCCGCGCACUGCGCAACAAGAAAAACCAUUACGAGGAUAUGAGUGCGGAUGUCAAGAAGAGAGUUGGACCACUUCCUCAUGGGUAUUUGGAGUAUUUCACCACUAGGUUUCCAACGUUGUUGAUGGCUUGUUUUAUGGCGAUCAAGGAUUGUAGGGUGGAGACCAAUGCGAGGUUCAGGACUUAUUAUAGUAUCGAGCAUCAGGAGUGA